AUGAUGCAGCUUCAGAAAGCCGGGACACUGAAGAUUAAGUAAGGUAUGUUAUAGUUACAUAAAAACCGCAGGAAAGGGUCCAGAUGAUUAGAUAGACGUUACAUAUAUAUAACGUCCAUAACCUGAACCACAUUUUAGACCGGUCAGUAAAUUAAUAGAGUGUUUGUCGGGUAUUUUGUUUAACCAGAAUUCAACAAGGGACACGACUAGCAGCUGUUUGGUUCUUCACUGCAGGUGAGAUUAGCAAAGGAAAAAACAGGAUGUUCAUCCUUUAUGUUUGAAUUUGAAUAGCUGGAAAGUAAAUAUGAAAUCAAGACCCGAUUCAGAUAAACUUUGAGUUUUACCAGCUUAGUGGUAACAUGAAUGAUCAGUUAGACAAGAAUUGAAGUACCGAAACUAUAAUAGCGUAUAAAAACUUUCGUUAUGAAGCCUUCCUUUGACUGCGAUAUCAUGAACGUCGCUCCGGAGGUAAUCGAGCAGAUAUGGAUCUAGCUUGAACUUUUAAUGUGAGCUAAGUCUCUUAUUUUUGUAUGUUCGACUCAGUUAAACUUGUCUUGAGUGCAACUUCCUUUUUUCGUGUUUUUGAUCAGUUACAACUGCACACCUCUUUAAACCUGCAUAGGUUUAGGGUCUGACGGAUUAUGCUCGAAUAACCGAUUAUUAUGGUGUUCGGCAUCGCCCACAAAACAAGGUAAAACGCUUAAAUUAUUCUCAGCUGUAGGUAUUAGUCCUCUAAUUGUGCCGGUCUUUAAACCACACUUUUCUUCCUCGUAUCCACUAAACAUUCCUACACAGUCAUUGAUAUUGCUUUUGAAAGAAAAAAUUGUUAGUGUUGGAGUCGGAAACCUGGCUUUGCAGGUAAUCAGGCGGAGGUAGUCGACCGUAGGCCAAAAUGCUCUUGACACGAGAACCUCUUUUGGACUGGGGCAUUCAGCUCCUAAAUGACCACGCUUUUAUGAAUUUUGUAAAUCCUUGCUGGCGCUAACCUUGGAAAAAUUAGUAUACAGACGGUAUACAAUAUUCAAAUCACUGUAGUACAAUGUCGGAUUAUGCUUAGACCAAAACUGUUUGUGUUGUGCUGACAUUACAUAUAUUUCGGGAUAAUGCUAAUAUAAUAUGGCUCAAAGGUAUUCCCGCCGGCUUAUUCCAUCUUCAUCUGUGGUUAACUAUACCGACAUUUUGUCCGCUGUUUGAACUCGAAAAAGUCGGAACACUUAUUAAAUGAACUUAAGCCGUAGCAACACUCGAAAGUUUUUUUUAGUGUAUGGUAUAGCCUGGGCCAUUUUGUAAAUGACGAUUGGCCGAAUUCAGUUUUAAUCUUCGUGGACUAAAAGGAAUGCAUGGACGAACUUGGUAAGUUCGAAAAAUAUCUGUCACAUAUAGAAUAAGGCAAGAUGUGCUUUUGUUCAAUGUCAGCGAAAACUGCUUGAGGAAAUGAAUUUCCCGAGCUUUUGCAAUGCGAUUUACAGUCACGUUUUCGACUCAGGAACUGACCAAAACUCAGUGGAUUAACCAAGCCGAACCACAGAAUAGCUUUACGACCCCUUUACCAGUUUGGGUUUGGGUUAGCAAAGUUUAGGAACAAACAGUAACCACCCGAGAGUAAGUACCUGUUAGGCUAAAAUUUGCCAGUAAGGCCCAAUCUGUACAAGAACCUAUUUAGCCUAAAAUUGAAACAGUUUCUUACAUUCUAAAAUCUAUGUAAAAAAAAAAACCAGUUUGUACACUUGGGCUAAUAAGAUAAGUCGACAACAUUCAGAAUCCUUUUUGGAGACAUAGGUUCCUCAUGCAAUGUAAUGGUAUUCAGAUUAUACAUAAGGAAUAAGCUAUAAUAAUAAUCAUCAUCUUUAUUGAGGAAACUUUUUCAUAAAAGAUAUGGUUUUCAAAAAGGACCUCAAAACUAGAUAUAUAUUAUACAAACAAAAAAAAGCUAUAAAAUUGCAAAGGGAUUAAAAAGAUACAAAAAAUGCAUAAAAAAUUAAAAAUAAGUAAAAAUUAAACGUAAGUAGCAUAGUUAUUAGAGGAGACUGGUUAUGAAAAGCGGCAAACAUCAAUGAUAAAAACAACAGUGCUGCAGUUUAUGUUCAAAGCACCGUGAAAGUGCACAAUCCUUUGUUUUCUGUUGGCAAAUUGUUACGGAAUAAAUUAAUGCAACGUUUUUAUUGGUCAAUACAAUCAAAAUGAUAGGAAUUCUUUUGAAGGUUGUGCACUAUCAGGUCCACAAAAACAUAUAACAAAGGAGUCUGACGGGUUUCAUAACCAUUCCACUCAAUUAACUAUGUAAGUAGCUAUAUUUAAGUUUUUAAAAAAACUUAAAAACAUUACGUUUAAAACUAUUUACAUUCCUUGAGUCUUUGAUCGUCUGACUGAGGGAGUUAAAAUCGGAAACGGCAUGAUAUUGUGUUCUUUGCUUCCCCCAAUUUCUUUUGACACGUGGUAAUCUAAAAUUGCCUUUGUUACGUGUAUUAUGCCUAUGAAGUACGUCUUGUCUAAUCAAGUCCAUAUCGUGAUUAAUUAGGCCAUUCAUGCAUUUGUAUACGUGUACACACCUUCUUUGAAAUCGCCUUUUCUCUAGAGGCAGCCACUUGAGAACGGCUAAUGCCUCAGUGGAGGAUGAGUACAAUGGUCUAUUUAAAAUAACUUUAGCGGCCUUAUUUUGCAAAACUUGCAAACUAGACAUAAGGGUAAUAUUAUGUUUAUCGCCCCAUACUAGAUCAGCAUAUUCAAAAAGGGGCAUAACAAGACUUUUAUAGAAAAGUAGACGCGCCCUCUAAAUACUCUUAGCUACAAUGUGUUUUUUCUCCAGAAAAUAAGAAUCUAUUGUGCUAAUUAUACCAUUUAAGUAAGAACCUGUUAAGGCUAACUUGGGAAAAUGCAAGUUCCUACUGUAUAUAAUGUCUGACAUGUGAUCAUUUCAGUUUGUUUUGUGCCGCAAAUAAGUCAUGUUAAAAUAGUUUCUUUAUUAAAUUUGUUAGUCAUAAAAGUCGUGUUCGACCUGAAGAAAAGGAUUUGGCUGGUAAUAUUUCGUGGGCCCGUCAAUGCUUGGUUUGACUUUUUCUUUUGUCUCACAGAGAAGGCGCCUCUUGAGGUUUCUACAUAAUCCACUUAGAGAAUGGGAAUAUAAUGGCAUCUCGCGGUCGAAAAAUCCAAGGUUUGUGGCUGCCAAUACGGUAUUGUUUUUAGUUGUUUUCAAUUUAACACAUGCACAGCAAACAACUAGUCGUCUUCUUAUUUCUGAUAGCGUUCUAAAAAGUUAGGUAAAGACGGUUUUUUAAACCUUCAUUGUCAAUUGUAAAGUCAAUCGAAAUAUAAUAUUUAAAACUUAAUGCUUACGUAUGAUUCAUGUGAUCUGUGACUACUUUCGAAGGUUUCUUUAAUUUUAUUGCAAUCUAAUUUUACUCGACGUUAAAUUCGUAGUUUUCAGCGGUUUUGCUUAAUUUAGAAUCGCAGCAGUGCUUUAAUGGAAGUAAUAUUUUCUUUGGUUUCCUUCUUUGCCGCAAAGGAAAGUCGUAUGGUCAGAAGAGACCACCACUAACACACAUUCUAAGAAGCAUCCUUGAAAGAUAUCCAGAUGGAGGACAAAUCUUAAAGGUACCUUGACAAGUUUCUUCUCUAGGAAAUAUUUCAGCAGCAUCACAAGAGUGUUAGCCAGUCACUAGACGAAGUAUACAAUAUAGAGCAUAAUAAAUUAUAACAAUUAACAAGAAUCUUUGCUAUAAAAGACCUACAAGCCCUACACUAAUCUAAACAUCUCGGAUGCGAAAUGUGAAUUUGUCACUUUAUGAUGUGGACUUGCAAAUCCUGUCAAGUUACAAGCCAAAAUAUUAUUGCAACCUUAUGAGCUGAUAAACCUCUCUAAUUCUUUGAAGAGAAAUUUAAUAAACUUAAGAGGUUAACAAAUUUCAUCGCUGAAGUUAAGCUAGGAGUCAGAGGAGUCAGACGUUUGAUUCUCUUAUCCAGAGGACAGCAUCUAUGCCUACUAGCUUCCACGUCUUGAAAAAAGGAUAAAGGGCCGAUUCUUUGAAAAGCAAAAACGAAAUGCAAAAACUCCAAAUUCGUUUUUAUAAAAGCUUCAGAAAUAAAUAUCGCCAUGCACUGGGAAAUUUUUUCGAAAGAUUUUUCAUUUAAAUGUUAACAACAAAGGAUUUUUGUCAAAAGACGCAAAACUGAGUAAGAAGGACAAAACCUCCAGAGUGACUGAGUCUGUGGGAAUGACUGUAUUUAAGGCAAAACAAGUGAUUAAAAGUACAAAUAUGUGUCAAAAACCCUGCUCAUUGAACAACUCAAAAAAUGCAGUUGAAAGAGGGUCGCACGAUCGUAUGACCACGCUUAGGAUUUCAGUUACAUUGCAUUUUCAUAUGAAAUAAUGUCGGCGUAUUACUGAAAUCAAACUUACUUUAGGAAACCUUAAAUAAUCCAGUACUCAAUUUCUAUCUUCACCAAACGAGAACUUAAACUUUUCAGUGCUCUCUCAAAACGAAAAAACUCCAGCGUUAACGUCUGAAUUAUGGCUCAUAAAUAUCCAUAUGAGGUGAAACUGUCUACAGCCGGUAACAUUUACACGAAAGCGUGGUCGUCGACUACGUUUGUUUAACUUAAAAAGAAACCAAAACAGCAAUAUUAACAUGUGAUUUUCUUUUCGCUCAUAGUAUGAAUAAGGCCAUACAGAGUAAUGCAAUAAGAAAGCCUUGGGCAUCUUAAUAUCCUCAACGAUUUCAAUCAAAUGACUGUUUGAUUUGUCACAUUACAGGAAAUUAUCCAGAAUGCGGAUGAUGCCGGUGCCACGAAAGUGUCAUUCCUUCUUGACUCCCGUCCAAAUUUCUUUGGAAAGAACUCGUUGUAUGAACCUAGUCUUGCAAAAUUCCAAGGGCCAGCCUUGUACGCGCAAAAUAAUGCUCUAUUCGAGGAAGAAGACUGGGAGAACCUGGAGAGACUGAUGAGAAGCAGUAAGAAGGACGAUCCCUUGAAAGUGGGUCGCUUUGGCAUAGGCUUCAACUCUGUUUACCACAUGACGGGUAAGUGCAAUAACAAGUGCCUAUCUGACACUUCCUUGCCCGGAAAGGCCUCAAAGUACCCUCAGGUACUUCAGAUUUAGUCGCCCACCUCAUGAAGCCAUUAUUGGUGACUCUUCACAUACACAACACCCUCGUUUCCGCCUUUGCUGUACGUUAGGAUGUAUUUUAAGCUUGGUCUUUUCAGGGGCACCCAACGAGGAUAUAGUUCAAAACCAAUUAAACAUAGCAUUGUUGAACGUAUUUUAGUAUUUAAACGGUAGAUAUAGGCAUCCUUAAAAUUUUUUCAUCUGUUCGGAUUUCCUAGCUGAAAGGCUAGUGAUCCGAAAAUUGUAAGGAUCAAGACUUACCUUUUCGAAAAUUUCAGCCAGAAAAAAGGCUCCCGAAAAUUCUAGGUAGCCUUUUUAGAGUAAAAAUCCGUUAAAAUGAUAGAAUGAUAGAAAAAUGAUAGAAUGUGCAUGCCUUUUUAUGAGGGCAACUCGUCUGCCAACACUGGUUAACCUUUUAAUUUGAUACUAAGAAACUUCUCGCCAUCACACUCUUAGAUCUCCCAAGCAUAGUGAGCGGAGACACGAUAGCAUUCCUUGAUCCUCACGAAACACACUUUGGAAAAGCAGAAACGGGCCAACAAUUUUCCCUCGAAGACCAGCUUCUCCAAGACUACCGAGAUCAGUUCAAGCCAUAUGAAGACGUCCUAGACUGCAAGAUUUCGAGGCAAUAUUACAGUGGAACUUUAUUUCGUUUUCCCCUUCGAAAUGAGCCGUCUGACUUAUCGACAAAGAAUUACACAGCGGAGAAAGUUCGAAAAUUGUUUCAUGCGCUAGAAAAGGAAGCCUCUGUUAUUCUCCUUUUCCUAAAGAAUAUCGAAGAAAUAGCUUUAUUUGAGACCGAUCAAUCCAACACUACGAGGCAGGUGUUUAUCGUGAAGCUGAGUGACAGAUGCAGACAAGAGAUUCGACAAAAGAAGAAAUCACUGUUAAAGCAAAUAAAGUUGUUAAGCGGAAGGUCGGUCAGUAACACAAACAUUUCCCUAACCUUAGAAAUUGAAGAAUACUCAGCAAAAGGUAUGGUGCGGAAUCACAAGUGGCUGGUUUACCAUCAAAUCGAUGCUCGAGACUCAAACCUCCAACGCUUGUCUUCCGAAUUAGGUCUACUUCCGUGGGUUGGAUUUGCUACCCCUUUGGUAGCAUCACAACGUCAAGCACUCUCCUCAAAUGGAGGAAGACUUUUCUGCUUCUUGCCGCUUCCACCGGAUGCUGAUUCUAAAACUGGAUUUCCAGUUCAUGUUCAUGGCUACUUUGGUUUAACGGACAACCGACGAGGGCUUAAAUGGCCAGGCCUGGACUGUCAAAAUGAUCCGACCGCUGAAUGGAAUGUCCGACUGUUGGAGCGAGUUGGAAGUCAAGCAUACGCCUUCUUGUUGGUUGAGUUGGUUGAAAAACAGAUGAACGAGCCAUGUGACAUGUCGAUAAAAGCAGAUUUAUUUUACCAAUCCUGGCCAAACCUCCGUUAUGUGGAAAAUCACUGGAAGGGAAUGCUGAAGCCAAUGUUCUCGAUUUUGAGGGAAAAGACUGUCUUAUGGUCCCUAUCAGGCAAGUGGGUUAGGCCCCAAGACGCUUAUCUUGACAGAAUAAACAGCUCCCCUGAAAUUAGGCAAGUGGUUUUAGAAACAUUUACUCAAGCACACGAGUCCGUCGUUACAGUACCACACCACGUACUUGAAGUGAUUGACAAUAUGAAAUGGACCACACUUAGCAUCACGCCUUCAUUCAUGAGGAGUCUUUUAAAAAAGAAACAGAAGGGAUCGUGGAAUAUAACGAGUGUUCCCAAAACGAAGAAGCUUAAGUUACUAGAGUACGUUCUCCAAGACGACAACCUGAUGGAUAUACAGGGCAUACCUUUACUUCCCCUGGCAAAUGGAAGCUUUGAUGAAUUUCGUUCACUUGAAUACAACCGCGACUCUAGGGCUGCCGUUUAUGUUUCAACAGCAAGGCACCCACGUUCUCUUUUCUACAACAUGGACAGCAAAUUUCUUGAGGACACCGUUCAGUGCCCUGCCUUAGAUAAAUUGUCAAGGGCCGCUUUUGACGUAAGAAAGACACAAAAGACAUUGCCCAUGCAACUUGUGAAGAUGAAUCAAACCAUUGCACUCAGUCUUCUACGACAGGUGUUACCAAGAGAGUGGUUUCAAGCCGAGCACUUCGCUUGUUGGUACCCGGGACAAAAUGGACAUCCUCCAGAAUCUUGGUUGCCUUCAGUGUGGAGGUGGAUCCAAAGUGAUUUUCCCAAUGAUCUUUCGCCUCUUGAGGGGUUUCCUCUCAUUCCCCAGACAAACUCAGGAUGCCGCACCAUAGUGAAGCUAAAAUCAUCGAGCCUAGCAAUUAAAAAGAGCGACCAAAAUCUCCAUUUACCGCAACAGAUCGUCUCUUUGCUAAAAAAGGUUGGGUGUGUUGUUAUCGAGAAUCUUCCGCCAUUUGUGAAUCACGUAUCUAUGCACAAGUACAUUGCCUCUGCUGUUCCUACCGGCGUCUUGAACGUCUUACAUGCUCUUGGUCAACAAACAUGUGUUAUGAGGAUUUCAGCAUCGUGUUCUGCAGAGGAAAAGCGAGCCUUGCGCGAGUACCUGUCGUCGACGUUUUUGAGUUCCGAUCAAAAGAACCUUCUUCAACACCUGCCAAUUUUUGAUGGGGCUGAUAGAAGAUCAUUCCUUGCGACGAAGGAGGGAUUUCAAGUCCGCACAGUAGCUCCAUUUAACUUUGAACUUCCCCACUCCUUGCCACUACCGAAUGCCUCUAACAUUAUAAUCCCAGGGGAUUAUCAGUCACACUCCCUACUACAACACCUUGGAAUCCAGGGGAUGACUCCAACAGUUUUCCUAUCUUCAGUUGUCUUUAGUGGAAUAAAAAACGGCUUCUACAGUCAGCAACAGAUUUCAACUCUGAUGAGCUGGGUUUUGAGGCAGUACAACUUAAUGCAAGAUCUCUCAUUCCGUGCAUCACUUCAACAGCUGCCUUUUGUCCUUACUCAGAGUAAAAGAUUAGUUACUCCUUGUGAAGUUCUUGAUCCUAGGCAACCUGUUUUGCGACAACUUUUUGAAGGGGAGAGCGAUAGAUUUCCUCACGAAGACUUCGUAAAGGAUGACAUUCUUCAGAUCCUGCAGCAACUUGGAAUGAGAAGCUUCCCAAAUGAAAUGGAUAUUCUGCACGUCGCUAAAACAGUGCAAAAUUUUGCAGACGAUGUUGCAUCGCGUAAAGCGUUGGCGCUCCUGAACUUCCUCGAUCAAAAUUCAUCGAUGUUAAAGUCAGAAUGGGUUGUUCAAGGGCUAAAGAAUGAAAGAUGGAUCCAGCAAAAGAAGGAUCCUCCUCCUUCGUAUCCCCGUUCCAUGCCUUGGUUUGUGGGCAAAGCAAGGUUCUAUAAACCGUCCGAAGUUCGCAGCCAGUCAAAGGCCUACCUUUUUGGCGUUUCUUUUCCCUUGGCCACUAAGCUCUGCAGCAAUGCACUUGAGGUUGCAUUCGGUUGGAGACAGUUCCCUACCGUCCAACAGCUUCUUCAACAGCUCCGCUCCGCGUGCUCUGGACCAAUUAAGUCAAUGAAUGGGAGCGAAAGAUAUAAUUUUCAAGCAAUGCUUACAGAGAUCUAUCAAGAAGCCUCAAAGAACGCUGAUCUCGUCAUUAGCAUGAUAAAAAAUGAUCCCUCAUUUCCAGCAUGGAUUUGGCAUGGCCAUGGCUUUACGCUGCCAUCCGAUGUAGCGUUUGUACGGUCCUGCAACAUCGACUUCAAGCCUUACCUUUUUGAGGUUCCACAAGACUUUCAUACAUUUCGUCCCUUUCUUCAACGAUGUGGAGUUCGUGAAACAUUUGCGAUUUCAGAUCUGCUGAGAGUUCUUGCAGUGGUUAAAGAAAAACACGACAGAAGUAGCGUGCGUGUUGAUGAUGUAGCAGACGACCAGAAACUAUCUUGUGAUAUUCUCCAAUGGAUAGUACGAGAUGGGAAACCCCUGGAUUCAGAACUUCGACAAAAUCUACUGGUGCCCAUUAUGACCUGGGAUAACACCUUGAAGUUACUCCCGUGUCGUGACUGUACUUUCUGUGAUGCGACCUGGUUAAAGAAAGGAGGGUCAGAAAUUCCAAUCAUAAGUCAAUUUCCUAUGAUCCAUGACACCAUUUCCACAAGGGUUGCUCAGCUAUUGGGUGUCCCACCAAUUAGCACACGUGUCACGUGUGCAGAAGCACUUGGAAUCGAACAGACAGGUCCUCAUGAGCCAGUAACCACCAGACUUCAUAACAUCCUGGACGAAUACAAAGAAGGUGUGGGAGUUUUCAGAGAACUUGUCCAGAAUGCAGAUGACGCUGGUGCAUCCGAAGUCCAAUUUGUUCUUGAUUGGCGCAGCCACCCAACGAAAAGGCUCCUGGCAGCCGGUAUGGCAGAUUGUCAAGGUCCCGCACUACUGGUGUAUAACGAUGCAGUCUUCACGGAUGACGAUUUAAAGAAUAUAUCAAAAUUGGCAGGUGCAACAAAAAAGGAAGACCUUGAGAAAAUAGGCCGCUUUGGUCUCGGUUUCAGUUCGGUUUAUCACUUCACGGAUGUACCGAGUUUCGUUACCAGAAAUUAUGUUGUAUUCUUUGAUCCACACACAAGCCAUCUACAGCGGCACAUAGAGAAUCCUUCUAAGCCUGGAAUAAAACUGGAUCUGGAAGUGAACCCGGCAAAUUUAAUGUACUUCCCUGAUCAGUUUGCACCUUUUGAUGGACUGUUUGGUUGUGAAACGAAUUUGUCAAGCAUCCGUAGUAACUUCUAUUUCGAAGGCACUCUGUUUCGAUUUGCUUUUCGAACAAAGAAAGGAGAAAUCAGCGAUAAGAUUUACAGUAAGGAGGAGAUUCAACGCCUUGUUCGUUCUUUUGAAGAAUCAUCAUCAAGUCUGCUUUUGUUUGCCCAAAACGUUAAAAAGGUGACAUUUCUGGAGAUAAAAAAGAAUUCUUCUAGUCCCACUUCUCAGCAAGUGCUGUAUGAAAUUUGCAAGGAAACAGUCGACCUUCAUCAAGGCGAAAAGACAUGCAGGAACGUACCUACCUUUCUUCAGUCAUGUGCGACGUGGACAAGGCAAACGACUGGUCAGAACAGUUCUCUGAUUAAGACUCCACCCUCUCCAAAGCAGUCAGAGUUGGUAACGAUUUUUUCAAAGGCGACCAGUGACAAAGGAACGAAAAGGGAGGAAACCUGCACCUGGCUUGUCACCUCUUGUCUGGGAACUGGACAUUCAUUUCAACUGGCAACAAGCGAAGAAGGCCGGAAACAGGGGCUGCUAUCAGCUUCUGGAAUAGCAGGGAGGAUUUCCAUUAAAAGUGACAAACUAAAAACGAGCUUUUCGAUUCUAGAGCCUGUUUGUGGGGAGGUCUUCUGUUUCCUACCACUGUCUAUUCCAAGUGGUCUACCAGUGCAUGUAAACGGUUACUUUGCCGUCACGUCAAACCGGCGGGGGAUUUGGGAAAGCACCACAGCCGAAGGUGAGAGUUCCCAACCUUUAGAAGUGAGAUGGAACAGACGCCUUAUGGAGGAUGCAGUAUCGGAAGCCUAUAUAAAUUUUCUAGAGGAUAUCAUUCUCAUGCAAAGGAAAGGAACGAUUCCUUUAUGCGAAAGCUUUGCGCUUUGGCCCAAUCCAGAAGCACUUCAAUCAUCCGUUUGGACGACGCUUGUCAAGAGCGUUUAUCAACGAAUUAGCAGCUCAGGCCUUCCUUUAGUACACCUAGAAGGAAAAUGGCUUCCAGUUAAGCAGUGUAUUUAUCAAGAUGCAAAAUUACAAAAGCUUUGUAACAGUGAAACUAUCCUUGCAAUGUUUGGCUAUAAAGUAGUGCAACUUCCUUUCUUCGCAAAGAAAGGUUUUAAGCUGGCUGGAUGCGAGCAAAUAAUCGAAGAGCGAACGAUGUCACAGGAAAAGUUUCUGAAGGAGGUUUUUUUCCCUAACAUAUCUAGGAUUCCUGAUAAUUUACGGAAUCCUAUUGUUUGCCACAUGAUAGACCAAUGUCUACUAGGACACUCGCGUAUUCAAUCUGAUCCUCUAAGAAGCCUCUACACUUCCCUUCUUUCAAACAACCGAUGCAUACCCUGCGGACUAUGUGCUAAGGAUUUAGCAUUUCCAAAGGAACUCGUUAAUCCCAGUGGUGCCGCCGCAGUUCUGUUCACAUCAGAUGAUAAACGGUUUCCCGUUGGCACGUGCUAUCAAAGCAAAGAGCGCCUUCUUAUGCUUCAAAACCUGGGUAUGGUCAAUGACGUCCUCGACUGGAGCACCCUGCUUGAAAGAGCAAAGACGGUACCACUGCUCUGGAAAGGAAAAACUGAGCAAGACGCUCGAACAAGGGUUUCAUGUCUUGUGAACUACAUAAAUGCCAAUUUUACAAAACUAGAGCUCCCCUCGAAACCAGUCGAGACAGAACUUAGAGGAAUCAGAAUGUUUCCUGUCCUAAAAAAGCCUGCAAACUACCCAAUGCAAUGGAAAGGGUCCAAUGAUGGAAACGUUUUGCUUCCAGCAGAUGAAAUGUAUGGCGAGGAAUUUAAGUUUGUCGUAGGAUCAUUAAGAGCGAUCCUUGACGAAAGCGAGAGUCAUGGUUGUGGACAGCUCAGUAAAGAAGCGCGAGAUCUCUUUGGAUUCAGCUGUCGUAAACCAACUGUCCAAGAAGCCCUUGCUCAGCUGAAUCGUGCUAUUGAAAUCACAACAGAAGGUUCAACUGCAGCACACUGCUUGGAAGAAGUUUCGCAUCGUAUUUAUGGCUACCUUCAAGAACUUCUUUCAAAACCUGAAGGUGAGAUCAUUGUUCAGGAGUUGGGCAACAAACCUUGGAUUUUAAUCCAAGGAAAAUUUCUUUCACCUUCUCAGCUCGCCUUUACUUGGAGAGGAAACGGCGAACCUUACCUUUUCGAAGUGUCACAGACUCUAGCUGAGAAUUACGGACGCCUUCUCCGUGAGACAGGAGUAAGAGACUGUUUCGGUCCAAGUGACAUCGUGAGUACCCUUUACAAGCUCAGUGAGGCUAAACAUGGUACACCUUUGUCAUCUGCGGAAUUCAGAGUCACGCGUUCGUUAAUUGAAGAGCUACUAGAAGCUCCACACAGUGUCCUUAAAAUGGAAAAUGGCAACAUCCCUCUACCGGACCACAAUUUGGCUUUACAUCCAGCAAAGGAGUUAGCCAUUAACGAUGCGCCGUGGGUAACUUCAAUGGGGAAUACCGCAUAUGUCCAUGAGUACGUUCCCAUUGAAUUUGCAUACAAGUUGGGGGCAAUCGACAUUCGAUCAAAGAAACUAGCUAAAAUAUCACGUCCGAUCGGUAAACCAUUUGGCCAGAGGGAAGAGCUUACCGAUCGUUUAAAAGGCAUUUUAAAGUCAUACCCUUGUGACGUUGGGAUCUUGAAAGAACUCGUUCAAAACGCUGACGAUGCUGGGGCAACUGAGAUACACUUUAUUUAUGAUCCCCGAAACCAUCCCACGGACCAGCUGUUGAGCGACAAUUGGAAAGAACUACAAGGACCUGCCUUGUGCGUUUACAACAACCGACCCUUCUCCGAAAAGGAUUUGGAUGGGAUACAGAGACUAGGAAUUGGAAGCAAAUCUGAAGAUCCAACAAAGACAGGACAAUAUGGCAUUGGUUUUAACGCAGUGUACCACCUCACUGACUGUCCAAGUUUCAUUUCAAAUGGAGACACCCUUUGUAUCCUUGAUCCUCACUGUCGCUAUGCUCCUAGGGCGACUAAAGAGAAUCCAGGACUACUCAUUGGACCAAUUCGACAAGAAGAACGGUCCGAUUACAGAGACGUAUUUCCUUGUUAUCUUGAAGAUCACUUCGAUUUAACAUCUGCUACAAUGUUCCGUUUCCCUCUCAGAAACAAGGAAAUGUCCGUGAAAUCAUCGAUUUCAACAGAGCGGGUUACUCAUGAUCACAUGACGACAUUUAUGAAUCUGUUUACCGUUGAAGCAAAAGAAAUACUUCUCUUUUUGAAUCAUCUACAGAAAAUAACGCUUUCUAAAAUUGAAGAGGGACAGCUGAGAGCCAUAUACUCGGUUUCUGUUCAAUUAACAGAGGAGGAUACCUCAAAACGCACAAUGCUUUCAGAACACAUCAAGAAAUCCAAAUCGUCCAAAACAAAAGACAUUGAAUGGCUCGGAAUUACAUACCCCCUGAAGGUGGAAGACACGAUUAGAGAAGAAAAAUGGAUCAUUCAUCAGUCCGUUGGUCUGACGACCAAUGAUUUAGAUGACAAUGUUCCGGAUGGUCGACCAUAUGGUCUUCUACCUCGAGGUGGCAUAGCAGCCAAGGUAUCAGAGAAGUCAAAGUUUUCAUCAUCAUCAUUCACUAGGAGGAUGGAGACUAAACAUAAAGCGUUCUGUUUUCUGCCUUUGCCAUUAAACACCGGACUUCCUGUUCAUGUUAAUGGCCAUUUCUACCUUGAUUCUGCCCGACGUAAUUUGUGGUGUGAUGAAAAUGAAGAAGGGUUUGGAAGCACGUGGAACCGUUUUCUAAUGACAAAGGUAUUGGCUCAGGCAUACGUCUCGUUGAUGUUGGUGGCUCGUGAUUUCCUUCCUGGAAUGAAAAUGGAUGAGGCAGGUUGCUUUUCCAAAGAGUACUACGUCCAUGAAGGAAUGCGUUGGUAUCAUCAACUCUUUCCUCAUUUUGAUUUAGUCUCAAGUCAGUGGACCAUUCUGGCGGAGUCGGUAUUUCGGAAGAUUUCCAGUCAAGAUGAGAGGUUAGUCCCCAUGUUAAAGAAAGAACCCUAUCAAAUAUCGCCAGACUGUCAACCUGAUAGUCAAAUGUCAAGUGAAAAUAGCGGUAAAGAUGUGACGCGGUGUUAUUGGCUAACUCUGUCACAGGGUUUCUUCAACACCAUAACGAUUGCAACUAAAUCAGAUGUCAAAUUUUUUGAGAUGUUAGUGCAAAUGGGUUUUAAGCUUCUCUACUCGUCCGAAAGACUGUUCAAUGACUUCAGAAAGGCAGGUGUUAAAGUAAGGCAGAUUCUUCCUGAGAGUGUUCUCCAAUUUCUUAAAGAAAAUCCAGCUAAUGUGGGAAAACUUCCUUGUCACGUUAGCAAGACGAAACUUGAGUCGGUGGUAGGUGUUCUUAGUCUUUUAACUUACUGCAUGAAGGCUCCUAAGUUUGCAGAAGAAAUGUUUGGGUUACCUUUGUUGCUGACAGAGGACAGCGUUCUCAGGUGUUUUCAAGAAGAUGAAGCAGUGUUUCUGAGCCUUUUUGCUGAUUUGGUUCCUAACGAAAGUUUCCUAUUUAUCCACCACACUCUUGCUAAAACUUUACUUCGCAUCGAGGAAGAAAUCAUCACCGCAGAUCAACGCGUACUCAAGCAAUUUGACCUCUCCGCGUUAGCGUCACUACUCCCCAGCAAUGAAAGUGCCAGUUGGUGUCAAACAGAUGACAUCGUUACGUGGGAUAUCUCCAAAGGGCCUUCAGAAAAAUGGCUACGACGACUUUGGGAGUUCAUAAUCAAGGCUCACAAAAAGAACCCGACGGCGUUUUCCCUUGACCCCUUGAGCAAAUGGCCAGUCCUACCAACCAAGUCGGGCAAGUUAGCUCCUCCCUCAAAAGGAAAAGUUAUCCUUGACUUGACAAAUCCAGAAACGUGGUCUUCUGGCCAAGAACACGUCGUAAGACUGUUACUUACACUUAAUUGCCAAGAGGUUGAUGACAAACUGAUCAGCAGUAGUGAUAUGCAGGAUGUAUCGCCAAUACUCAAACAGCAUCUGUCUCAACCAAACUCUUCGGAGGAUAUUCUCAGUGUGUUAGGCCACGUGAUGAAAGAAACGGACAUAUCUGGGAAGUUAUCUGACGAUGAUAUGAUCUCUAUUUUGCAGUUCCUUCAAGAAGAUGUAACGUCGUUGAAAAGGAGCCUGCAUUUAUCAACUUUAAAGCGACUGCCAUUUUUCAAGACGUUUCAUGGAAUAUUUGUGACCCUUGAAAAUGUUUCGUCAAUUUAUGUCGUCCCAACAGGGCUACCUAAGAAGGAAUCAGAUGUCUGGAUGACGGGGAAUAACUGUUUGUUCUUGGCACCUGAACCAAGGCUUAACCGUCUUUAUCAAGAGCUAUUAGGUGCAGGGGAGAAGACUCACACAGACUGUUACAUCAACUUCAUCUUCCCAAAGUUUCCAGAACUUGAGCAAGAAACUCGAAUGCUUCACCUAAACUACGUUAGACGAUUUCUACUUCAAUCAUUCCUCAAUGAAAGCCAACGUCCCAGGAUAAUACAUUCUUUACAAAGCUUAGCUUUCAUUCCAGACGCGUCUGGUAUACCGCGCACAGCGUCUCAUUUUUAUGACCCGGGAGUGAAAGUUUUUGCAGUGAUGUUGGGUCCAAAUUCAAAGCCACCACAACCAUUUGAUGAGCAUUCUGGCUGGCUAGCACUCCUUCGUGAAAUUGGGUUGAAGCAAGAAGUAAGCAAAGAUCUCUUUUUAACUUUUGCCAACGAAGUGGCAACACAAGGAGGACACACAAACAAGUCAAGUCGUCCUGCGUUAGAAAAGAAGUCUAAGGCGCUGGUAAAACACCUUUUGAGGGAGGAGUCUCUACAUGAUGAAAUGUUCCUAUGCAAUCUCUCUACAAUUAAAUUUGUUGCCUCUCAAAAGGCAAGUGAUGAGCUAGUCAUUCUUCACAAACAGUAUUUAGUUGACAGUGGAAAUAUAGAGCAGCUUCCACCUUUUGCUCAUUUUAAGAAUUCAACACCACAAGCUUUUGAGAGGCUGGUUUGGACAACAGCGUGUCUUUUACCUUCCUGGGCUGUUCCGGACAACACGUCUUUAAAGCUUUCAAAACUACAAGUUUGCCAGAAGCCCACUUUAGAUCAAGUCAUGGACAAUGUGGUAAAUCUGUCAAGGAAUCUUGCUAAGAGAGAAGAUCGAGACCAACCAGAACCACGACGUCGACUGCUGAGUCAAGUUAUGGUUGAAGUGUAUACGUUUCUCACAAAAUCGAGCAAUUGCGGGGCAAAGGAUUCUUCUGAGUCACACACACCAGCCUGUGUAACAAUCACCAAGCGGCUUUAUUGUAGUCCUUGCAUUCUUGUAGAAGGUGGGCGCGUUUUCGUUCGCUGUGACCAGUUGGCCUAUGAUCUUGAUGAAGAACUACCUCCAUAUCUAUAUAGAGUCCCCAGAGAAUACGGAGCUUUCGAGCACUUGUUCAAGCGACUCGGAGCAAUGGAAAAAGCAACUCCGGUGCAGUUUGCAAAACUCCUGAAUCGUCUUAAAGAGUCAUGUGGUGAAGAGAAGAUGCAUGCCAACGAGAUGACAAUCGCAAAGCAUGCUGUGUGUCGCCUUUUUUCUACUUUAUGGGCCUGGCAAGAGAAACAUAAGGAGGAAAAGAGAUGCCCAGACAAUCCCCUUUCUGCCAUCAAGAGGCUCUAUCUUCCAAACGAACAACAAAAACUUCAAAGUUCGACAGAUUUGGUCUUGUUUGACUGUCCUCGGUACCGUGGCCGCGUCCGGGAAUGCAAAUAUCAGUUCCUCGAUUGCUUAACGAAAUAUAACUUAAAUUUUGCUACUCCUGCUCAACUUGUUGAUCUUCUACCAAUUGACCUGCAAACAACAUCGUUGGCAUCACUAGUGAGGGAGCAACUUCAACCGGACUGCAAAGAUAAGAAGUGCCGAGCUGAUGUGGAGCAGAAAUGCCAAGCUACAAAUCUACUUCGUCAAGUAGUCUUUUCACCUCAGCUUGUGGAUGGUGUUUUGAGAAUACUUAAGUACCAGUUUCAGAAAGCCAAGUUGGACGAGAAAGUUCGCAACAAAGUUUGUAGCUUUCAAAAAGAACUAGGCAUGAGUUGCAUGGAAGUAUUGUCCACUGAAUUAAUAGAGAUUGAAUCAAAUACACCGAUCCCAAAGAGCCAACGUUCGAAGCACAUUCAGUGUUUCGUGGGUGAGGAAAAUGGCACAAAGCACAUAUUCAUCAAACAUGGCGCCGAUCCUAGUAACGUUCGCAGGGUUCUGUGUAAAGAGAUAAACCAACUGACUGGAUGUUACAUUAGUGAAGAAAGCUGGCUGCAUCUGGCCGCCAUUUUAGACUGCAAAACACCCGACGACAUUCCAUCCACUUUAGACAACGCUGAUGUGGCAGAAGACGUGGAGGGAAGUGCCACACAACAAUUAGAACCAGACCUUGGCUCGGUAGUUCCAGAAGAAUUACACUACCUUCUUGUACAAUUUGACGAUUUUUAUUUUCGGACAGGGGAAUUUGUUGCGUUUGAAAGGGAAGACUCCACAGAUGAAGAACCAAAGUACAUUUACGCAAGGAUCAUCCACCUCCUCAAAACGUCACAUCCUGUCAAACCGAGAAAAGAUCGGACGAAGAGGAAGCAAAAAGGAGAAAACAAUUAUCUAAGCAGGUAUCUGAUAGAUAUUGGACAGGAGAGAAAGGAGGUGGAUGUGUUAAAUCUGUACAAGAUAAAGCGGCCACCAAAACAGAAUCUUGACGAGGAGGAUAAAAUGCAAAAUGAACCUGUUUCAGAGUCAAUGGAGCUUGUGCCUUACAGUGGGAAUAGUGAACAAAGCAAGAAAUCUAAAGCGCAACCGUCGGCAUCAUCCCAAGGUGCAGCAGAAAGCUCCAAACCGACAACGUUGGAAGAUGCCUUUAAAGAAGUUCGGAAAGCCUUGAAAGAAAUCUGGAAGCUUCCAGAGGAUAAGAGGAAGAAAGCUCUAAGACGACUCUACCUCCGCUGGCAUCCGGAUAAGAACAUGGACAUGCAAGACAUUGCAAAUGAAGUCAUGAAGUUUAUUCACAACGAAGUUGACCGAUUAAAUAAGGGCGGGUCAGGAAGUCAUGAAGAUGACUUUGCAGGCGCACGGCCGGAUUUCUCGGACUUUUUUAGGAACUGCAAUCAGAGGGCUCGGCGAGAGCGUUCAAGCUGGGAGAACUUCCGUCGCAGUAAUCCGGGUUUCUCAGGCUUCGCGUACUCGUCAUCAUCCAGGAGACGUUACACAGGACGCGACCCUACCCUGUCUAGGAUUUGGAUGAGUCAAAGCAGAGAGGACCUUCGUUCCGUGAAGCACCUCUUGACCGCUCGAGAUCCACUGUACUACCUAGUGUGUUUCCAGUGCCAUCAAGUUGCCGAGAAAGCUCUCAAAGCAGCACUGUAUGCACUAUCAGGAGUCGCGGAGAGCCAGCUUAGCAGCCACGACUUGGUGAAAUUGGCCUAUGACUUGUCCUUGUUGCCAGGAGCCCCGGAUGUAACUCCACAGGUUGCCAAGCUGUCCUCUUAUUAUGACACCACUAGGUACCCCAACAAAUACAGGCCAGCGAGGGCUCCAGCCGAAGUGUUCACAGAUUCUCAGCAAGCUCAAGAGGCCUUCAGAGUAGCCACGGAUGUCUUGGAUACGCUUGCACGGUGCUGAAGACUUUAACCGCCCUCCGCACUCCCUGGACCCUUAAGGUCUAAAAUUGUAAGGGCACUGACUGAAACUUUAGACCUAGAGGGCCUAAAUUUUUCGAAGAAGUUAAAAAACAGUGGCCGUUAAAAAAAAGGCUAUGUUAAUUGUAUAAUCAGUUUGACAGGACUAGAUACUAACUAGCGCUAUAAUCGCAUUAAAGAAUUCUCUUUCUACCGUGAAAACUAAAUUAAUGAAAACAGAUCAAAAAGUUAAAUGUCUUUACUAAUCACCUACAAGGGGCUAAAUAGAGCAGUUUAGUUCGUAGAUACGUUCCUACUGAAAGAUCAAAAUAUUCAACCAAGUAUUGACUAGAUGGUCUAUGCUCAAUAUUAUCACCUAUCAUACUAACAUCGACAAAGAAAUUAUUGAAUUAUUUACUUUCUACAGCAUAGACGUAACCUUAAGUUCAUUAAUAGUAGUUUUAAAUAGAAGCUCACACAAAGCUUAUCACUUAGCAGCUUUUUUCUUGUUGUUUUUUAUAAGAAAUGAUUCUGAACCACCGUUUUAAUUAAGUUACUCUUUUUCUAAUAGUUUCUAACAAACUUUGUAAAAAGGGUCAAAUUUCAUGCUUUGAGUGCUAUAUUAAUACAGUUUUCGUGUUACCCUUCAAAGUUAAGGUUCACGUCGUUAGUGCCAGUUCGGUUUAAUCGCUUUUUUCAAUCAUUUUCGUAGUUUAAGGAGAACAAUACUAAUACCUAUCAAGGGUAUUUCCUGUUCGAAUUAGCCGUUUUGUUCUUCUACCAUAAAACUAGCGUGGUGAUAUGCUCACACAGCAGAAGUUGAGGGAAUAGAGCUUAUGCUUUGUUAUCACUUAAUCAGGACAACGUUGUUUAAAAUAUAAUUUGACUAGUGAGAUUCAGACAUUUGGAAAAGUUCUUUCUCUCUUUUAUGCAAAAUUUGAGUAAUCAAAUGUCUCUGCGGUGAAUACAUUUGCGUUGAUGUAGUAAAGGCAUAAUUGUGCUACAUUAAAAAUGCCUGUUAAUUAUUUGGUACUGUGUUUUAGAGCUCUCAGAGCCAUCUUGCAGAUGAAAAUGACUGUAUGUUCUUUCGUUAGACUUUUUUAAAUAAACUUUUUGUUCUACACUGCUAGCAGGUGUCUAUCCAGAGAGAAAGAAAUAGCUAAGAAAAAGAUUGAAAUUCUAAUUGGACCUCCUGGAAUGAUGCCUUUACUAUUAAAGAAACCUCUAUCAUUGUUAGAAGGGGAGUCUGGUUAUGAAAGCCGGCAAACAUUAAAGUUGAAAACAACGGCGCUGUAGUUUAUGUUGGGAGCUCCCUGACCGUGCACAAUCCUUUGCUUUUGUUCACAAUUUGUGACUGAAUAAAUUAAUGCGAUGUUUCUAUUGGUCAUUAAGUUCAAAAUGAUAGGAAUGCUAUUGAACGUUGUGCACGGUCAGGUUCAAAGAAGCUGACAAAAACAUAUAACAAAGGAGAACUAACGGGUUUCAUAACCACUCCACUUUAAUAACUAUGCCUCUAUCUAUAACAAAACAGGAUGAGGACCCUAAAACUAAAAAAGAAGAAGAACAAACCUGGGGCUACUGCCAUGUAAGGGCUACAAGACUUUAUGUGGGCUAUAUAUAGGUAUGUGCUGCUGAGAAGGGAAUGGUUUUCAAGCAAGCUGUUUAGUCUGGGAUAGGGUAUAGAAAUCAGAAAAGAAUAGGGUAUCAUUUUCAAGAAAACUGAUCAAUUAGUUGAAGAUUUUAGGCUAGACUCGGGUAACCGGGAAUUGCCAGUC
Porites lobata is the source of this 20155-nucleotide messenger RNA. The record is from the annotation of a GenBank genome assembly. Lineage: Eukaryota; Metazoa; Cnidaria; Anthozoa; Scleractinia; Poritidae.